AUGGCCUUAAGAGUAGUAGUAGUAGUGAACAAUGUACAACAGAUUAAUCUACAAAAGAGCAAAGGGUCUACAAUGGCAGUAAACAGUGGUAAGGCUGUAAAGAUCCCGAAACUGGUCGUGAAGAAUAUACAGAAUUUGAGAUACGCGAAGAAGCCAGUAAUCUACAAAUGCACGAGAUGCACCAAGAGUUAUCAAUUGGAAACAUCCUUACGAAGACAUCAGAGAUUAGAGUGCGGCGUUCAUCCCAAGUACAAAUGUUUAAUAUGUGGCAAACAAUUCACGCAUAAAUUCGUAUUAACUCAUCAUUUAGCGUCCUGUCUACUGGCACAGAUGCUGAUGUCGCAGGACCCGCAGGACAAUAACGAGUGGAGCCAACGUCGAGCGAGUGAUGGACUAUCAUACAAGUUAUCCAGAUUUAAUCGAAAGAAGAGCAUAGGCGAUCCUAAAUAUGAGUGUAAUAGGUGCGGAAAAACUUAUAGGGCCACGACAUCCUUAAGCCGACAUAAACGACUUGAGUGCGGUGUCGUACCUUGCGAGGUAUGUCCUAUCUGCGAGCGCAGAUUCAAGCACAGGUUCGUCCUAAAUGCCCACAUCGUUGGUUGCGAGAGAAGAAUGAAUCAAAAGAUACAGAAGAAGGAGUUCGAUUAA
Cyphomyrmex costatus is the source of this 648-nucleotide messenger RNA. RefSeq names its product zinc finger protein 2. The record is from RefSeq and is a predicted model, not a curated record. Gene Ontology annotation, molecular function: DNA-binding transcription factor activity, RNA polymerase II-specific. NCBI's taxonomy places the organism in Eukaryota, Metazoa, Arthropoda, Insecta, Hymenoptera, Formicidae. Bases 1 to 648 code for a protein of 215 amino acids. The transcript has 3 exons. Gene Ontology annotation, cellular component: nucleus. Gene Ontology annotation, biological process: regulation of transcription by RNA polymerase II.